AUGCUUCGUCCUGGUAAUUUCAGUCUUGGUUGCACUCGUGCUUCGCGGGCAAGCACUAUCUUAACCUCCGCCAGAAACACAACAUCCCCCGUCUCUCUACUCUCCCGAACCCAGCACCCUAGCUACCUUAUUCGCCAUUAUACCCCCAUACGUACCUGGAAAAAACGCAAUUCCAGUGGAUCUAGUGAAAUUAGUCCAGACACAACGCAAUGGGGCACAAAGGAUCGCUAUCGAACGAUAGAGCAGAGGGGGAAAUGGCAGCGGAAGGCCCAGAUGAAAGCCGCAGAAACGGUGGAGGAUAGGGAUUUGGAGGAAGAUCAGGAGGAGGCAGAGGAAAAUGAAGAUGACGAAAAUGGACACAUCAGGCCAGAGCCCAAAAAACGAAUGAGCCAAGCUGAGUUUGAGAGGGAGAUGCAGUUUAUCAAUUAUGAUAGAGUGGCAUUAGCUCGAAGAGUGAACCAGUUACUUAAGCUCGGCCACGAGGAAAGGGCAACUCUACUGGUUUGGGCAUCCCAAAAUGCGAAGAUUGACUGUAUUGUCUCUUGGAAUGCCCUGAUAGAGCACAAGAUGAAAAACGGGCGUCGAAAGGAAGCGGUAAAGCUAUUCAACGAUAUGAAGAAGAGGGGGCGAUCCCCAAACGAACAAACGUUUACAAUACUCCUGUCUGGGCUGGCGACCGGCUCGUCAAAAUACUCGUCAGAAACCGCUCUCAACCUUUUUGAGUCCAUGAAAAACUCCAACUCCGAGUCUAAACCUAACAUUAUACACAUCAAUGCUGUACUAAACGUAUGCGCUCGCAACCGUGAUAUGAAGAGCCUCUGGGCCUUUGCAGGAGAGAUUCCAGAGUAUGGAGAAAGCGCACCCAACUCCGUCACAUAUACCAUAAUACUAAAUGCGAUACGAACAUCCGUACUUGAGUUUACUGAUACUCUAGACCCUAGUAAGGGACCAAGAGCAGUCAAGGAAAUCUCCAGGAGGAAGAGGAUAGCCGUCUCGUCUGGAAAGAAGCUAUGGGGCGAGAUCAUUAGCAAAUGGCGGAAAGGAGACCUUGUGCUAGACUCAAGACUGGUGACUUCGAUGGCUCGUCUGCUCGCGAUAGAGGAUACUGAGAAGUCAUAUUUUGACGUUCUACGCUUGUAUAAACAAUGCAUGAGCCUGCGUGUUCCACCAGCGAUCGAAGCCGAAGUUAUGAAGCUUCAAAGCAUACCAGAUGAAACGUCAGACGACAAUGAACUAUUGACAAGGGAAGAGAAGAAGCGGAAAGAGGAAGAAAGAAACAUGCUACUACAUCUAUUUGACCCUGUUGACCUUGCAGAAAUCCGUGCGGCAUUGAAAGGAAAACCAGGCUCAAAGAAGCACCCCGCUGUUAGCCUCCCGGCUCCAACAAACGUUGAGCUAUCACUGCUAAUUCAAAUUUGCCAAAAGAUGGCACAUAAUGGAAUUGCCAGCGGGCGGCAUUAUUGGACCGCUCUUACUUCCGCUGGCGAGGAUAGCCACAAUGUUAAGCCAGACUCUAGUUCCUGUCACGAAUACCUUCGCCUUCUACGCCACCAUCGAGCCAGCGCUGAGUCCCUAAAAGUGAUUGAAAACCACAUGGUCUCCGAAAAUUUAGUUGCCGGAAAGACAAUUACCAUUGCUCUCAGCACUUGUUCCCGCGACAGGAAUAAUCCAAAUGUUCUAGACACUGCAAAUAGGAUCCUGGAUAUCUCUGCUGUUGCUCCAAAACUGGAUCCUAGCUAUAUACUAAGAUAUAUAGAGCUUGUUCGUGCUCUUAUUAACAAGGAGAAACUCGUUUCAGAUUCAACAAACAUAGACAAGGCGCGGCUGAAAUAUUCACCUAAUAGCCUACCAACCGUACCUACCGAGUUACAUCUGACACGUCUUCUCAAAGCUCUUGCCCAUUUGAGACUACGCACCCAAGACAUCAUCGAACUACUUGCAUUUAGUUACAUUAGGUAUGAGAAGAUACCCAUAGGUUCGGGUUUUGCUAGCUCGUCUCAGGAUAGAGAAAGAGAGCCGAAUACCAUAUCGAAUGCAGGGCCAGACGAUGCAGAAAAGGACGUCACCGCACAGAAAGCACUGAGAAAGCUUAAAACACAAUCUUUCGCUGUCUCCGGCAAAGCCCCCGAAGCCCCUAGCCGCAUUGAAUUGCUCAAAGUCCUGUGGCAGUCGCAUUCCCUAUACAAGAGAAUCUUAAACCCGCAACCGGUGUCAUCAUCCUUUGAUUCUGCACGCGAAACUAUUUCGGUGUCAUCAUUCCUAUCAGACUCGGAUCGAGAUUGGCUAGCCAAGGAUUGUGAAAGGCUGUCUAUGUUUGCCCCUUAUUUCAAGCAGUUUGCAACUCGAGAAGUAAUGAGCAGUGACGUCGAAGCUGAUCGCGAGCAGGGCAUUUAA
Nannizzia gypsea CBS 118893 is the source of this 2394-nucleotide messenger RNA. RefSeq names its product pentatricopeptide repeat protein. Gene Ontology annotation, molecular function: protein binding. The transcript has 2 exons. Lineage: Eukaryota; Fungi; Ascomycota; Eurotiomycetes; Onygenales; Arthrodermataceae. The record is from RefSeq and is a predicted model, not a curated record. Bases 1 to 2394 code for a protein of 797 amino acids.